AUGGAUAAAGACGAAAAGAUUGUCUGCAGCGACAUGCCAGCAGAUGUCGAGAUGGGCAGCGGGAACACAGAGGUCAUCCCCUCCAGCGGCCUCAAGCGUGAAUUAGGAUCCCGACACAUCAACAUGAUUGCUGUUGCUGGCAUGAUUGGAACGGGACUCUUCCUCAGCUCUGGCCAAGUCAUCGCGACAGCAGGCCCAGUUGGAGCUCUUCUCGCGUAUACACUCAUGGGUUUCGUAACAGCAGGUGUUGCGUAUACCACGGGAGAGAUUACAGCUUUUAUGCCAUCAACUGGCGGUUUCGUUCGCCAUGCGACCAAGUUCGUUGAGCCUGCACUUGGUGCAGCAACAGGCUGGAAUUUUUGGUACACAAUGGCAAUCAACAUGCCCGCCGAGAUCAGCGCCGCUGCCACGCUCGUCCAGUUCUGGAACACAUCCAUCAACCCUGGCGUCUGGAUCACCAUCUUCCUCAUCUUCAUCAUCGUCGCCAACCUUUGCGGAGCGAAACUCUACGGCGAAUCUGAAGUUGUCUUCGCAUCCCUCAAGAUCAUGCUCAUUAUCGGUCUCAUCAUUGGUGGACUCGUCAUUGACCUCGGUGGAGCACCGAAUCAUGAACGGCUGGGCUUCCGAUACUGGAUCCAUCCAGGAGCUUUCAAUACUUAUAUCAAAGAAGGCUCAGCUGGAAGGUUCCUGGCUUUCUGGAAAGCAAUGCUUCCAGCUGCUUUCAGCUACGGCAAUAUCCAGGUCGUGGCUAUCUCGGGCUCUGAAACACGUAACCCGCGAAAGCUUAUCCCAGCUGCGACAAAGAAGACAUUUUACCGCAUUUUCUUCUUUUACUUUUGCAGCAUCUUUAUCGUUGGUCUUAUUGUACCAUACAAUGACCCAGCUCUCGGCGUCUCUACCGGAACCGCCUCACAGUCUCCAUUCGUCAUUGCCUUCCAACGAUCAGGAGUAUCAGUCGUCCCCUCGAUCAUCAACGCUGUCGUGUGCACGUCAGCCAUCAGCAGCGGAUCUGCUUGUAUCUUCAUCGCCUCUCGAACUCUCUUCGGCCUGAGUUGUGAUGGUCACGCCCCUCAGUUGUUCCAACGUUGCAACAGAUUCGGCACUCCUCACUAUGCGGUUGGCAUGAGCUGCCUUCUAUCUCCACUUGUGUACCUCACAGUUGUGAACAACACUUCUGUGGUAUUCUCGUGGUUUGUAAACAUCACAACCGUUGCUGGCCUCAUCGGCUGGGUAGUUAUCCAAGUGACCUAUCUCCGUUUCUUUGCUGGUCUAAAGAAGCAGGGCUACAGUAGAGAAGAUCUUCCCUACAAGAGCCCCUUCCAACCAUACGUGGCCUGGGCUACAUUAUUUGUUGUCUCACUAGUGAUCAUGUUCUGUGGGUUUGACGUCUUCGUGAAGGGCCACUUCACUGCCCAGGGAUUCAUCACAUGUUACAUCAACAUAGCCAUCUUUGCUGUGCUGUACGCAAUCUUCAAGAUCCGGCUGAGGUCAAAAGUCAUACCAACUUCACAGAUCGAGUUCAGUGAAGAGUUUCAGUCAAUUCGGGAAGAAAAACAGCAGGAGGAAGCUAAUCGACAACAUAAAUAA
Molecule: messenger RNA, 1587 nt
Organism: Fusarium subglutinans
Lineage: Eukaryota; Fungi; Ascomycota; Sordariomycetes; Hypocreales; Nectriaceae
Product: amino acid permease
Exons: 7
Coding region: 1-1587 (528 amino acids)
Biological process (GO): amino acid transmembrane transport
Cellular component (GO): membrane
Molecular function (GO): amino acid transmembrane transporter activity
Source: RefSeq, a predicted model, not a curated record